Molecule: messenger RNA, 615 nt
Organism: Symbiodinium natans
Lineage: Eukaryota; Dinophyceae; Suessiales; Symbiodiniaceae
Source: the annotation of a GenBank genome assembly
AUGAAGGCCCUACUGCUGGAGUCGGACAAACCCGUUUUGGCAGAAGGGUCAGUUUGCCACACCGACGGCGCCAAGGCCUACAGAGCGCUUGCAAGCCCAACAACUGAAGGACCUCUCGUUGACGGUAGCCUCACAAAGUUCGGGUUGAAGCUUGCACACACAGCAGUGAAGCACAAGCCUCCGCAUCCAGAGUUCACGAAGCGCUUUGAGGUCAAUGUCUGGACAGGUGAGUCUUUCGAGAAGCAAGUGAGACUUGGUGGCACGCAGAAGCUAGACGGUUUUUUUGCAAGUUUCCGCAGAGUUGUAGGACGGAAACCUUUUAACACUGUCGGAGCCUCAGACGAGUCAGCGCCGCGUAUGGAAGAGCUCAUGCAUUUCCAUACGCGUGCUUUUCAACUUAAGAUGUGGUUUGCAGGUUGUGACAUGUUUGCUGUCUACGGCAAAUUGCGGGAACUCGCAAGAGCCGGUGUAGACAAUGUCAAGUGGUGCAACUUGACGGAGUUCAAAGUUGCUUUCGAACCGCAGCUUGUACAGCGCAAUGUGAGUGAAGACCCGCAGUGCGAAGCUGUUGACGAUGAGAGCGAGCACAGCCUCCUCUUCGAGGAUGAUGAGUGA